AUGGGAAUCAGCGGAAUUAUUCCAUUUUUGAGCAGCAAGGCGCCUCAAGUAGUGCGACCUCUUCCCUCGUUCGACCUGAUAGGAGGGAAAAGAGUCUUUGUGGACUGCUCAACCAUCCUCAGAAGGUCGCUGCACGCCUCAAUGAGGACGGUUCUUGAUCGCUUUAAAUAUCAGUUCAAAGCUGUGAGGGACUCGAAUGUGUAUAUCGACACCUCUGCGAUGAGAGAGGAGAUAAUGAACUGCUCAGUGCACCCACUUUCAGUUUUAAACAAGUCUCUACAGUCCGUUGAUCAUAAAGGAGGAGUCGAGUCAACGUUCGUGCUUGGCCCCUUCGAGGACUUGCUGGGUAAGAGUAAAGUCACUAACGAUCCGUCGUAUAUAAACAUUCUGGACACGAAGAACAGGGACCUGCUUAAAAAUUUGAGGGAAUACUGCUCGGGCAACGAGGCCAUAAAGUUCUACCCAUCGCUUAGCCACAAGGACAUAAACCACAUUUCUCAGAAGUUAACAGAUCAGUUCGCCAAGAAAUGUGUUGAGUUUUGUACUGACGAAGACGACUAUGUAAUCUCUGAUGACACUAAUGUUAUUGCCUACGGGGCCCCAAAUGUAAUUAGAGACUUCCUUGGAAGUAAACAGCCAAAUACAAUUAAUCAUAAUGAGAUGUUGGAGGCGCUAGAGUUUACUCGAGAUCAAUUCGUGGAUUUUUGCAUACUACUUGGAUAUAAACACAGUGUUAGGAUACCAGAGAUAGGUCCCUAUAGAGCAUAUAGUAUCAUUAAGAGGUUCUACUCCCUCGAAAGAUUUUUUAAGUCGAUACUGUACCAGGAGCUCUUUAAGACUAAAAAGGGCUCAGAGCUACUUUCCAAGGUUAGUUGA
Molecule: messenger RNA, 876 nt
Organism: Theileria orientalis strain Shintoku
Lineage: Eukaryota; Apicomplexa; Aconoidasida; Piroplasmida; Theileriidae
Product: DNA repair protein
Exons: 6
Coding region: 1-876 (291 amino acids)
Molecular function (GO): 5'-flap endonuclease activity; 5'-3' exonuclease activity
Source: RefSeq, a predicted model, not a curated record